UUAUUUUUAUUUUAGACAAGUGAUAUGUAAUUGUGGCAACUGACAAAGUCUAGUUCUACAAGUACACACUAUAGUGGAGUUCUACAAACUCUGGUCCAAGGAAAAAAUGCACUUAUGCACACCCAUUUUCAUGGGGCGUGUGGGACUCAUUUACUACCUGGUUGCCUCGUUCAUAGAGGGCCUGGGUGGUUCAAUACCCACUAAAACCUCAAGGGCAGUAACCCAGUUUUGUGUUGGUUUAUUUAUUGUUAUUGUUUCUGACCAUGUGGUAGAGAUUAGAUUCUUGAAAGCUUUGGUGCGUAUUAUCUUUUGUGCUGUUAAUCUGUUGCAUUGUAAUCUUUUAUUUAUCUUGGACAUCCAUUGGCUCUCGAUUUUUUCUUUUGAAUAUCUUGUUCCAUUUAUUGUGGUGUCACAUUGUAGGGCCCAUAUAAGGUGGGUGGAUUCUGAUAUUAAAAUUUGUAGUAGUCUUGAUGCUCCUUUCUUAGGUUCCUGGUGUUGUUGUUGUUGUGAUUGUUGGUCCUGUUGAUGUUCAUUCCUUUGCUGGGUGAGUUUGAUAUUUCCACAGCCUAGGAUUGUACCUAGUGUUAUAUGUGGCCAGGGGCCGUUUGCAGUGGGCUGUAUUUUCUUCACUAUGUUCCAUAUGGUUGUUUGAGCGUUUUCAGGGCAGACUGUUAGUAUGUGCUCCAGGUCUUUGACAUCAGCAUGGCAAUGGGUGCAUUUUGUGUGGAUCUCAAGGGUGGGGAUGUUUGACCAGUAUUCGCCAAUUCUAUGGGUGCUGUGUAGUGCUUUGAAGAUGAAUUGCCAUAUGUUUUUUGGUAAGUCUUUGUUUUUGUUGCCUUGCCAUAUGCUUUCGUCUGUUUCUAGGUUACCUGUUAUGUUUUGUAUCGUGUAUCUUGUUAUAUCAAGGUUGUUUGUUGUUGCACAUCUUGCUGUUGUUUUUUUCUGUUAUCUGAUUCCUUUGUAUGCUAAUGCUUGGGUCAUGGUGGCUAAUUUCACUCCUUGUAGGUUAAAUUCAUUAGGGACUGUUAGGUCGAUGGGGUCUUUGGUUGUUUUGUCUGCUCCUUCUUUUGUGAGAUGGUCAGCUUGGUCAUUUCCAUACAGGCCGCUAUGUCCUUUUACCCAUAUGAAGCCUGUUUGAGCUGAUCUUUUUCAUAGAUGGUAUGUGGUGGCUUUUAUAUGAGCACUAUUUGCAAUGCCAAUCCAGCCUGCAUCUUCCCAUGUGGGGAGGAAUUUUGUAAGACUAUUAAUGGCGUAUUUUGAGUCUGUCAUAAAGGUUAUGGGUACAUAAGGUUCAAUUUUCUGUAGUGCUACUAGGAUGGCUAAGAUCUCUGCAGUUUAGUUGGAUUGGUUGUUCCCAGGUAUUCUGAUCGAUGCGUUGAGGGGGUGGUCGUCUUUGAUCCAUAUUCCACAUCUGCUCUUCACAUUGUCUUUACCAUUGUUGGUGCAUGACCCAUCAGUGAAGAUGUUUAU
Suillus subaureus is the source of this 1470-nucleotide messenger RNA. RefSeq lists its product as uncharacterized. Bases 677 to 1138 code for a protein of 153 amino acids. The record is from RefSeq and is a predicted model, not a curated record. Lineage: Eukaryota; Fungi; Basidiomycota; Agaricomycetes; Boletales; Suillaceae. The transcript has a single exon.